AUGACUUCAAUCAAGAAUUUGACAGAAAACCAAUGGAAACCAGCAGAUGAUUUGCCACAACACAUCAAAGAUUUGUUGGUUCCUAAGUCUCCGUCUCAGCCAACUAACUACAUGCUUGCAUUUAUACAAAUCGUAUCGUCAUUAAAGUUUCAAAAACGUACUGGCUGGUUAGAUCAUGGCGUACCACCAUUGGACACCGAAAGCAUCGCUGACCACAUGUAUCGAAUGUCGAUCAUAUCCAUGGUUGCACCACCAGCCAAUGUCAAUAAGGACAAGUGUGUCAAGAUUGCCAUUGUUCAUGACAUUGCUGAAUCAUUAGUCGGCGAUAUUACGCCAUUUGCCGGUAUAUCGAAAGCCGAAAAGCAUCGCAGAGAAGAGGAGACUAUACAUUACUUACAUGACGUGAUCAAGCCGUAUAAUCCUGACUUUGCCAAAGAGUUGGUUGAGUUGUGGUUUGAUUAUGAAGAAAUCAGAACCACCGAGGCAAGAUACGUGAAGGAUAUCGACAAGUUUGAGAUGAUCAGCACUGCAUAUGAGUACGAGUUGAAAUUCGGCUUGACGUACAAUUUGGAUCAAUUUUACGCUGCCAGGGCUGCAAUAAAGACCCCAGAAGUGGGUGCAUUGUGUGAUGCCGUAUUGGAAAAACGGGAAAAAUUGGUUACCAAAUCAAAGGAAAAUGCAUAA
Messenger RNA from Lodderomyces margitis, 684 nucleotides. RefSeq names its product 5'-deoxynucleotidase. Gene Ontology annotation, molecular function: 5'-deoxynucleotidase activity. The coding region runs from base 1 to 684 and encodes 227 amino acids. Gene Ontology annotation, cellular component: cytoplasm. NCBI's taxonomy places the organism in Eukaryota, Fungi, Ascomycota, Pichiomycetes, Serinales, Debaryomycetaceae. The transcript has a single exon. The record is from RefSeq and is a predicted model, not a curated record.